CAUACCGGGCAAACAUUUGAAAGUGCGAAGAAAUUAAAUUUCCUGAUUUCUUUCCCAACUGGGUUUACUUCGGUGCAUGUCGUUCCAAAGAAAAAAUAUAGGUUUUUUCUGGCUGAAAAGUUUAAUAGGGUUAAUUCUAACAUGGUUUCCACAGCGAGUUCGUUUCAAAUUUACUACGAAUACCAAAAAGAGAUUUUGAACAGCUGCUUAUGUACUCGAAUUCAUUUAUUAAAAUUUUUCGUGAAAAUUUUCCAUAUAUAAAUGCAUGAAUAUGAAUAAUAAACGUUAUUCUCCUUUCGGUAUCUAAAAAGAUUAAAAAAAGACAAAGCGACAAUAUUCCCCUAAAAUUUUUUCGUUGACACGCUUUGAUCUUGCAAAAAUUGAUUGUUCUUUUGGCUAAUCCAAGGUUAUUCAAGGUCUAACUUUUUAAAUGGUAAAUCCAAGUUAUUCACAAAAAUUUCUACAAUAAAAUGUCUAAAUUAGCAAUAAUUUCCAAGAGGUUUCUCCAGAGAAGCAAUCUACCUAUAAUCCAACAACGUUACGAAAAACUGAGUGUCAUUAUUUCCAGAGAUUAUGAUUUAAUUGUAAUUGGCGGUGGCAUUGUAGGUGUUGCCUCCGCUAGAGAAAUUCUGCAACGCCAUCCUUAUCUGAGAGUGGCUAUUGUAGAGAAAGAAGCAAAACUGGCUGCUCAUCAAAGCGGGCAUAACUCAGGCGUUAUACAUGCGGGAAUAUAUUACAAACCGGGCACCUUAAAGGCCAAAUUAUGCGUUGAAGGCUUGCAUUUAACUUACGCUUACUUGGAUAAGAAAAAAAUACCAUAUAAAAAAUGUGGAAAACUUAUCGUUGCUACUGACAACGACGAAGUAAAAAGGCUUCUAGACUUAUAUGAACGAGGGAAGAAGAAUAAUGUACCACAUUUAACAUUGUUGCACAGUGAGGACGAAAUUCAAAAGAUUGAACCUUUCUGUCAAGGUCUCAAAGCUUUAUGGAGUCCCGAGACUGGUAUAGUAGAUUGGGCCCAGGUGACUCAGCAUUACGCUAUGGAUUUUAAGACGGCCGGCGGUGAUAUAUUUUGCAACUAUAAAGUUCAACAAUUUACAGAGACCAAAGGCGAAAAAAUAGCCGCGUACCCUAUUACUAUACAUGGUGGCCGCAAUCAUCAAAUUUUGCUCACAAAGAACGUACUAGCUUGCGGAGGCUUACAAUCUGAUCUGCUAGCUGAAAAAACUGGUUGCCCAAGAGAGCCAAGAAUAAUUCCUUUUAGAGGGGAGUAUCUCUUGUUAGCGAAGGAAAAACAACAUAUGAUCAAAGGCAAUAUUUACCCAGUACCUGACCCCCGUUUUCCCUUCCUAGGUGUUCAUUUCACGCCACGCAUGGAUGGUAGCGUUUGGUUAGGACCAAAUGCAGUUUUAGCGUUUAAAAGAGAGGGCUACAAAUGGAGCGACGUUAAUAUUUUUGAAUUGAUCGAUGCGUUACGUUACCCGGGGUUUAUUAAACUGGCAUCAAAAAAUUUUGGAUUUGGUCUUAAAGAAAUAAUUAAAUCUGCUUUUAUCAAUUUACAAAUGAAAGAUUUGCAAAAAUUUAUUCCCGAAAUUACAGAAUAUGACGUUUGUCGAGGGCCAGCUGGCGUUAGAGCUCAAGCCCUAAGUCUGACGGGCGAAUUGGUAGACGAUUUUGUAUUUGAUCAUGGCGCUGGUCGUAGUCCACUAGCGAAAAGGAUUCUCCACUGUCGUAAUGCUCCUUCACCGGGAGCCACUAGCAGUUUAGCAAUUGCAAAAAUGGUGGCUGAUAAAGUAGAACUUGAAUUUGGUAUUGGAAACAAGCACUGCAAUCGUACAAUAAAUUUAGGGUGAUCGCAACUCUGUACCGGCGAAAUUAUAUACGCCGCUGUGCAAAGUUUAGUUGGCUUAAAGCGUGUUUAUGACGUAGUAAUGCAGUUCACGCAGUUACAUACGCAACAUAAGAUGACCUUGGUAUUAUUGUGCAAAACAUAUAAUUUUUAUAUUAAGAUAUGUAUAUUCCCCGUACACUAAAAUUAAACAAAAAUUUAAUUCACUUCAA
Glossina fuscipes is the source of this 2061-nucleotide messenger RNA. It is a transcript of the gene L2HGDH, whose product is annotated as L-2-hydroxyglutarate dehydrogenase, mitochondrial. The coding region runs from base 471 to 1853 and encodes 460 amino acids. Lineage: Eukaryota; Metazoa; Arthropoda; Insecta; Diptera; Glossinidae. The transcript is spliced from 3 exons. Gene Ontology annotation, molecular function: (S)-2-hydroxy-acid oxidase activity; (S)-2-hydroxyglutarate dehydrogenase activity. The record is from RefSeq and is a predicted model, not a curated record.